Archocentrus centrarchus (flier cichlid) is the source of this 1137-nucleotide messenger RNA. Its product is annotated as polymeric immunoglobulin receptor-like. Gene Ontology annotation, molecular function: transmembrane signaling receptor activity. The record is from RefSeq and is a predicted model, not a curated record. The coding region runs from base 18 to 1058 and encodes 346 amino acids. The transcript is spliced from 9 exons. Gene Ontology annotation, cellular component: plasma membrane. Lineage: Eukaryota; Metazoa; Chordata; Actinopteri; Cichliformes; Cichlidae.
UGUACUCACUCACAGGCAUGGCUGCUCAUCUCAACAUUCUUCUCCUCUUCAGUGGACUCAAAGGAGUUCACAGCAUAACUACAGUCAAUAAAGUGUCAGUAACAGCUGGAAAGUCUGUCUCCAUCCCAUGUCUCUAUGACUCCAGAUACAUGAACCAUGUGAAGUACUUGUGUGAAGGUUAUUAUUGGACCUCCUGCAGAUGUGCAGUAAAAACAAAUAAACCAGACCGUUCAGGAAAAUAUUCAAUCUUGGAUGACAAAAACCAGAAAAUAUUUACUGUGACUAUAAACCAGCUGACAAAAGAAAACACAGAUUACUGGUGUGUGGUGGAGAUUGAUAGAGGGCCGGAUCAUGGAAAAUAUUUUCAGCUGUCAGUGACCAGUGGUACCCCCAGUCUCUAUGUGGAUCAUCAGCAGAUUACAGGAUAUAUUGGAGAAAACAUAACCAUUAGAUGUCACCACAGUAACUCUGGAGGAAUGAAGUGGUGCAGGCUGGGCAGGAAGUGUGUGACAGGAUCAUCUGGAUCCAUAGAUGGAACAACAGUGACCACUCAUAUGACAGAGAAAAAUGUUUUCACAGUGACCAUGAGUGGACUAAAGCCAGAGGACAGUGGCUGGUAUUGGUGUGAUGAAGGAGACAUUCAGAUACCAGUACAUUUAACUGUUACUGAGAAACUGAUCACUACCACUACCGGUACUACUACCCGUAGUGUUACUGGAAAUGGACCAAUUACCACAUUAGAAAAUGAACAACACAGAGGUUCAUCUGACUUAAAGAUCCUCAUCAUCCCUCUGAGUGUGUUGAUCCUGAUUGUAAUCGUGGUUUUGUUCAUCUGGCUUAUAUUGAGAAACAAGCAGAGCAAAGCAGAGUCAUCAGCCACAGCAAUGGCUGGAGAGGAAGUAACAUACUCUGAAGUUAGAGUCAAGAAAAGAAGUUCAGCCAAGGUGAACGAGGACGCAAUAUCCACCAGUGUGGGGAAAAUGAUACAAAAAGCACCUGAGGAAGAAGGUGCAGAAGUUACAUACAGCACAGUAGCUAUUCACCACCAAAAUAUUUAAAUAGUAUAACUUUUUGUUUUAUUUUGUCUUUUUUAUCUGUACCUAUAUUACUAGUCGUUGUCAGAUUACUGUUUCAAUG